AUGGAGGAGAUCAAAAAUUUCUUAUACCCCUUGAGUCCACCCACCCGUGUCCGCACACGACCAUUGGAAGUUUUGUGUGUUGGGCCUUCUCGAAGCGGUACAUGGUCUCUUCGAGCAGCGUUGCUAAACCUUGGAUAUGACCAUACCUAUCAUGGCUUCGACGUAGUUACGAAUCCACCCGACGACAAAGCAUGGUAUCUACUUCAUCGCCAAAGGUUGAAAUACGCUGCAUCUCAGCCUCGAUCGAAAGGACUUGCCAUUUCGUCCACUGAUUUUGAUCAAGUGGUGGGCCAUUGUGCUGCCAUGACUGACCACGCUGCUGCAGUCUUUGCCCCCGAACUUAUAGCAGCAUAUCCAAAGGCGAAAGUUAUUCUCAACGUACGACGAGAUGUCAGAGCAUGGCAUAAUAGCGUUAUGAACACGAUUGUUGUUCACUCAAGAGAUUGGGGGUUCUGGUUUAAAAGCUUCUUUCAUACCGAGCUCUUCUGGGCCCAGGAAGGGUAUUAUAGAGGUACUUUGAAGUGGUUUUACCGAGGCGACUUUCAGCACAAUUCGAUAGACGUCCUAAUAAAACACUGCGAACGAGUGCGAAGUCUCGUGCCGAAGGAUCAACUGUUGGAAUGGGAUGUUGAAGACGGAUGGGAACCGUUAUGCAAGUUCCUUGGCAAGGAAGUCCCAGAUAUUCCCUUCCCCAAGACCAACGACUCUACCUCUUUCUUCAAAAAAUGUGAAGAGUGCUAUGAGGCCCGGGUGCUGAAAGCGACUCGUAACAUGUAUCUUUUCUUUGCCAUCUUGCUAUGCAUCGUUAUUCCCUAUACAAUUUUCUUAUGGCGGGAGUGA
Molecule: messenger RNA, 840 nt
Organism: Microsporum canis CBS 113480
Lineage: Eukaryota; Fungi; Ascomycota; Eurotiomycetes; Onygenales; Arthrodermataceae
Exons: 1
Coding region: 1-840 (279 amino acids)
Source: RefSeq, a predicted model, not a curated record